This is a messenger RNA of Sardina pilchardus (European sardine), 10925 nucleotides long. RefSeq names its product alpha-tectorin-like. Gene Ontology annotation, biological process: cell-matrix adhesion. NCBI's taxonomy places the organism in Eukaryota, Metazoa, Chordata, Actinopteri, Clupeiformes, Clupeidae. Bases 180 to 7679 code for a protein of 2499 amino acids. The record is from RefSeq and is a predicted model, not a curated record. Gene Ontology annotation, molecular function: protein binding. The transcript is spliced from 29 exons.
UAUAAAUGAGAUGGACAAGAGCAGAUUACAUCGAUCCAGGGGAAACUCAGGAGUGAAGAACAGGAGCAUUGCAAUUACAUUAUCCUGCACAGCACAACCUCAACCAGAAUACUGAUAUCAGCGGCUGAGAAGAGCUGACCCUGUCCUGCUUGUGAGAGAGACCAGGUGUAGCAGUCAACAUGGGCUUCACCGUCUGUGUGUGUGUGCUAUCUGCAGUGAUGCUGAUGAUGGGUGAACUGUCAGCAGCACAAGGUUUCUCAACAAUUGCAACAUCUCCAUCGAGUACAACGGUAACUACGGCAGCAUCUCCAGAGCCAACAACAACUGAAGAGGCUACAACUGCUUCUGUGUCAAUUGCAGUAAUGUCAUCAACAACUACAACAUCUCCAUCAACAAUUGCAACAUCUCCAUCAAGUAGCACGGCAACAUUUCCAUCAAGUAGCACGGCAACAUCUCCAGAACCAACAACAACACCAACUGAAGAAACAACAGCUGCUUCUGUGUCAACUGCAGAAAUAUCAUCAACGACUGCAACAUCUCCAUCAAGCAGCACAACAAUAUCUCCAGAACCAACAACAACAACAACAACAACAACUGAAGAAACAACAACUGCUUCUGUCUCAACUGUGGUAAUGUCAUCAACAACUUCAUCUCCAUCAACAACUGCGACAUCUCCAUCAAGCAGCACAACAACAUCUCCAGAACCAACAACAACAACAACAACUGAAGAAACAACAACUGCUUCUGUAUCAACUGCACUAAUAUCAUCAACGACUGCAACAUCUCCAUCAACCACUGCAACAUUUCCAUCAACAACUGCAACAUCUUCAUCACGUACAACACUAACUUCGGCAGCUUCUCCAGAACAAACAACAACAGAGGCAAUAACCACUUCAGCACCAACAGCAGUAAAAUCAACAAUGACUGCAACAUCCCCACUGACUACCUCCACUGGCAUGCCUGUUUCCCAGAGUGUGGCCCUGAGUCCUGCAUUUGACCCUUGUCACGCCUACACUGUGCUGGAUGAUGAAUGGAGAGCUGCUAACAACACAAUCCAUGAUAACUACAACAUCUUAAGGUGUGACACUCAAGUCAGCUGGCAAGGCUGGUAUCGCAUGUUUUACAGGGGAACUGAUGCCCAUAUGCCAGAGUACUGUGUGAGAAUGAACCGCUGUGGAGCCCAUGCUCCUCUGUGGCUAAAUGGAACACAUCCUCGAGUGGGGGAAGGUGUUGUGACACGGCAGGUCUGUGGGCACUGGAAGUGGGGAUCAUCCAAUCCUGAUGACUGCUGCAAUUUCGCAAACCCACCUGUUCGAAUCAAAGCGUGCCCUGGAAAUUACUAUGUGUAUGAAUUCGUUAGACCAUUCACCUGCUGGCUAGCCUACUGCACAGACGUUGGUGACAUUGAUUUAAACAUGAUAGCCCCAGAUCCAACAUUAGGACCAACCCCCCGACCCAUCACUGGCACGACAGCAAGUCUCCCUGCAGGUGUAUUUUACCCAUUUGGACCAGGGGAUUUCCACACCAGUCGUUCAGAUGAUGGCUCCACACAUGUUAGCAUAGCACAAUCAUUUCGCUAUUUCAGACAGACAUUAAACCGGAUAUUUGUUAAUAACAACGGAUUUCUCACUUUUGAUUCUGGAUGGAGAGGAUGGAGUCCAUACCAAUUUCCUGCUUAUGCACACCGCAACAUCAUUGCCCCGUUCUGGACAGACAUAGACAACACCCGCAGAGGCUACAUAUACUACCGGCAGUAUACCAGUGGUAGCGUUCUCCAGCAGGCCACUACAGACAUCAACCAGUACUUCCCUGGGUUGAGUUUCUCGGCUUCCUGGGUCUUUGUUGCAACAUGGGACAGAGUGGAAUAUUACGAGAAGUCAGGAACAGAAACCUCAUUCCAAGUGGUCCUUAUCUCAGGAGGCCAACGUUCAUUUGCUGUCAUGAAUUAUGGUGCCAUUGCUUCAACACGCCAUCAUGUUCAGGCUGGCUAUGACACCAAUAACUCAGAGCAUCAUUUCUCAAUCCCUGGGUCCUUCAUGAGCAACAUCACCAAUCUAAGGCACACUAGCAAUGUCAACAGGCCAGGCCGCUGGGCCUUCCGGAUUGAUGAUGGACCACAAGGCUGCCAAUACAAUGGUUUACCUGUGCAGGUGGGGGACUCUUUCUGGAGAGAUGACACCUGUCAGCAGAGAUGCACCUGCGUCAGUGGAGGCCUCCUCCAGUGCCAGCAGCAGCCCUGCAGCUUCUCCCAGGCGUGUCGUCCAGCAUCCUUCCAGUACUCCUGCCAGAAUAUUCAGCGCCGCACCUGCACCAUCUCUGGAGACCCCCACUACUACACCUUUGACAGGAAAGUCUUUCACUUCCAGGGAACCUGCACAUACGUCCUCUCAGAGGCUUGUGGCGAUGGACUACCGUACUAUCGGAUUGAAGGGAAGAAUGAACAUCGGGGCAGCACACGUGUGUCUUGGACUCGUCUUGUAAGAGUGUGGGUUUAUGAUGAGGAAAUUGAACUUGUAAAAGGCCAUCGUUACCAAGCAAUGGUGAAUGGAAGCUUUGUGUCGACCCCAUUUACCCUCCGACAUGGGUCCAUCCAAGUCUACCAAUCAGGUUUCUCUGUGGCUGUGAGUACAGACUUUGGCCUGCUGAUCACCUACGAUGCCAAUCACUAUGUUAGAAUCUCAGUGCCCUAUGAGUACCAGAACGCAACCUGCGGCCUGUGUGGCAACUUCAACCACCACCCUCACGAUGACUUCAGAACCCGCGGUGGGCAGCUUGUGAGCUCAGACGUGGAGUUUGCUAACAGCUGGAAGGUGGAAGGGGACACUGACCCUAGCUGCCAGGACGUGCGAUGCGCAGGACUUGCAUGUGCUGCCUGUACCCAUAGUCAAAGGACUCUUUAUGCAAACACGGCCCACUGUGGUAUCUUAAGCAACAGUGUCGGCCCGUUUGCCUCCUGCCACUCAAGGGUGUCUCCACAGAAUUUUGUAGAAAACUGUGUGUAUGAUCUGUGUGUGGGCGAUGGCUACCAGCCCAUUCUCUGCCAAGCACUCAAUGUGUACGCUGCCCAGUGCCAACAAGAGGGCAUCCAGUUGGGCCAGUGGAGAAGCCAGGGAUUCUGUGAAAUCCCCUGUCCAGCCAACAGUCACUUUGAGUCUCAAGGAACUGGGUGCCCUGCAACCUGCAGCAACCUCAACGCCCCCCAGAAUUGCCCUCUGCCCAACCAGGAGAGCUGCAUCUGCAAUGCUGGCUAUGUCCUAAGCGGUGGGGAAUGUGUUCGGCAGAGUGACUGUGGCUGCACCUUCGAGGGGCGGUACUACACAGCUGGGGAGACAGUGGUGCUAGACCAGGACUGUGGGAGGCGUUGCCACUGUACUCAAGGGUCAAUGACCUGCCAGGCACACAGCUGCAGUGAGCUUGAGGUGUGUGGGGUCCAUGGUGGUGUGCGGGGCUGCAGACCUGUCAGCUACUCCACCUGCUGGGUGGAGGGCUUUGGGUCCUACCGCACUUUUGAUGGACAGACCUUCAACUACCCAGGUGCCUGUAGUCUGACACUGGCUAGGGUCAGGGGACAAUCACAAUUACCUCACUUUCAAGUAACUGUUGAGAAAGUUCCCACAGGCCCAAGAGAUUUUCUCAGACAUCUGAAGUUUGAAGCAGAAGGAACACAAGUCUCGGUGGAGAUGGGAGAGGGGGGCACAACUAAGGUGGAUGGGCAAACAGUGGGCCUUCCGUUCAGCGUCAGCCCCGGUCAUAUUAGCAUCUACCACAGCAGUGUAAAGGGUGUUGUCAUAGAGACCAACUUCGGAGUGUUGGUAAGAGCUGACUGGCCACACGUCAUCCGCAUCACCGCUCCAGGCAACUACAACGGCACUCUAGGAGGCCUGUGUGGAAAUCUGAAUGGAGACCCUCAUGACGACUUCUUCUCCCCAACUGGAAUGCCCCUCAACGACUCUCAGCAGUUUGGAGACAGCUGGAGAGAUGGCUCCCUGUCAACACACUGUGUAGAACCUCAGGUCUGGGAACCUGGACACUACCAGAACACCAGCCAGUUUAGGGACCUCUGCGACAUCAUGGGAUGGGCACAUGGGCCUUUUGGCCAGUGCCAAGCAAGUCUUGAGCCCUGGAGCCGAAUUGAAGACUGUGUCCAGACUCUAGUGAGGACGCAAGGUGCUCGAGAGGGACUGUGCGAGGCACUGCGUGGCUACUCUCUACUUUGCCAACAGAGUGGCGUCACAGUUGGGGAAUGGAGGAACAUCACUAGCUGUGAUGCAACCUGCCCAACUAACAGCCAUUAUGAGCUAUGUGGUACGUCCUGCCCUGCUUCCUGCCCAAGCCUGUCUUUCCCCUUCCUGUGCACACAGCAGUGCCAGGAGGGGUGCCAGUGUAAUGACGGGUUCCUCCUGAGUGGGGAUCGCUGUGUGCCACCCACGGGUUGUGGCUGCCACCACGGCGGGCGUUACAGACAGAGUGGAGAGCGCUACUGGUACGGUGAGGAGUGCCAGUUCCUGUGCCAGUGUAAUGGCAUUACUGGGCAGUCACAUUGCACCGCCUCUUCUUGUGGUGCUCAGGAGUCUUGUCGAGUCGUGGAUGGACAGUAUGGCUGCCAUCCCAAACCUGAGGCCACCUGCUCGGCCUCUGGAGACCCACACUACACCUCCUUCGACAGACGCACCUUUGACUUCCAGGGCACUUGUCGUUACGUCCUGGCAUCAGUUUGCAAUGGAACACAAGAUCUACCUCACUUUCAGGUAGAGGCCAGGAACGAGGCAUGGAAUGGUCUGCAAGUCUCCAUCACUGUGGCUGUUUACGUCAAUGUGUCUGGACAUCUCGUGUACAUCUCAAAAUACAACCAGGGGACUGUGCAGGUGAAUGGGGAGACAAGAAACUUGCCAAUCGUUCUUGAUCAGGGAAGAGUGUCAGUGUAUGCCAAUGGGCUCCACACAUUUGUGAAAACAGACUUUGGUCUAACUGUCAGUUAUGACGGCCGUUGGGUGUUGGACAUCACAGUACCAUCCAACUACAGUGGAGCUACAUGCGGUUUGUGCGGUAACUUCAACGGUUUCCAGGGUGAUGACUUUACAGUCCAUAACGCCAGUUCAGGCUCUGUUGCCCUCUCUGUCUCUGAGUUCGGGGACUACUGGAAGAUUGAUGACGGCAUUCCCUGUACUGGAGGAUGUGGAAACUCCUGUCCAGUGUGUCAAGACGACUGGAGAGCCCGUGCCAUGUGUGAGCUACUCAGAGCUAGCAAUGGACCACUGAGCUUCUGCCAUUCCCAUGUGGACCCCCAGCAAUUCUUCAACGACUGUGUGUUUGACGUGUGCUUGUCUGGCGACAGAAGUGAAGUCCUCUGCCGUGCAAUGGAAGCAUAUGUCAGCGCAUGCCAAGCAGAAAAUGUCAUCAUCUACCCCUGGAGACAGAACUCCACCUGCCAAAUGGAGUGUCCAGAAAACAGCCACUACAAUCUGUGUGGCACAGAGUGUGGGCACACCUGUGCCAGCAGCAUUGAUGCCAGCUGUGACAGGACGUGUGCUGAGGGCUGUUUCUGCGAUGAUGGAUUUGUGAGGAGCGCGGGGCGCUGUGUGCCUGUGGAGCAGUGUGGCUGUCUUUAUGACGGCUUCUACUUUGAUAUCGGAGAACAGUUCUGGACACAAGACUGUUCGCAGCGCUGUGAAUGUUUUGCCCCCAAUGACCUUCGCUGUAUCCAGUCCUCUUGCCCUCCCAGUCAGGAAUGCUCAGUCAAAGAUGGCCACCGGGGUUGCUAUGGUCACCUGUCAACCUGCACGGUCUGGGGAGACCCUCACUACUUCACCUUUGAUGGGGCUGUGGCUCACUUUCAGGGCACCUGUGCUUAUGAGAUUACCCACACCUGUGGCAACAUGAGUGAUGAUGCCCUGGCCUUCCGUGUAGUAGCCGCUAACAGGCACCGUGGCAACUUAGUUGUGUCGUUUGUGUCCACUGUGGAUGUGUGGCUCUCUCAGGGAGGAGUUCAAAGCCACAUCAGCAUUGGACAGAACAGGAGAGUCAAGGUUGAUGGUCAAGAUAACAAUGCAAACAGCAUUCAGGUUGGCUCCCUGGCGCAGUUGACUCGUGAGUCAGGAUUUGUGGUUGUGAAUGCCUCAGGAGAGCUAGUGGUCCAGUUUGAUGGUCGUAGUAGACUGCUAGUCAGACUGAGUCCAGAUUAUCACCAAUCUGUAUGUGGAAUGUGUGGCAACCACAAUGGCAACCCAGCAGAUGACAAAGUUCUGCCCAAUGGCACUCUGGCCCAGACUGACAAUGAAUUCGGUCAAAGUUGGAAAUCAGAUGCAAGCAGUCCUGGAUGUGGAGCCAGUGACCGAAUUGGAGACGACACGUGUGUAUUUGAAGCAGAAUACACAGAUCUGUGCAGCAUCAUCACCAACAGCAGUGGCCCAUUUCAGCAGUGCCACCUACAUGUUGACCCACAGGCCUACUUCACUUCCUGUGUGUACGAUCUCUGUGCCUACACACCAGCCAAUAGCAUGCUGUGCUCAGCAGUGGAGGCCUAUGAGACAGCUUGCAAUGUGCUGGGGCUCCACACACCAGAAUGGCGUUCUGCACUGCAUUGCUCUGCAGUUGACCCUUGUGAAGAGCUGGACUGCACUGAGGAUGAGUGGUGUGGCCAGAAGGAUGGAGUCUGUGGCUGCUUCUGCAAUGAGGAUCACCCGAGACCUCAUCCUGAGUGCUAUGACUCUCAGGAGUUCUGUUCCAGCAGCACAGGCACCAUGUCUUUGUCUCGCUGCCAGCUGUUUGAGGCAGGCUUCUUGGCUGACUCCCUCCGCCUCAAUGACCCUAGCUGCAACGGCACACUCCAAGAUGGCAGAGUGGAGUUCCUCUUCGACAAUGACAACCACAUUUGUGGGACCUCACUAAAGAGUAACAGCACCCACUUCAUCUAUGAGAACUCCAUCCAUGGGGAGGCCAACACAGCCAGCGGUCCCAUCAGCAGAGAGAGACAGAUAAACCUGCUCUUCAGCUGUGUCUACCCCCUAACACAGACCCUCUCCAUGAAUAUAGAAAUCAACCCACUGGAGAGCCAAAUUACUAAGAAGCUACCAGGAGGGGAAGGAAGCUACCAUGUCCGUAUGAUUCCCUAUGAAGAUGCAGGAUUCUCCCAUGCGUUCUCUGGGAGGGUGAAUGUGAGAGUGAAUCAGCAAAUCUACGUGGCUGUUCAAGUGGAUGGAGUAGAUAGCCGCCAGAUCGCCAUAGUGAUCGACUCCUGCUGGGCCACUCCUGUCAAUCAGCCAAACUACCACAUCCGAUGGGACCUCAUCAGAAACGAGUGUGCUAACCCCAAUGACAACACAGUGGAGCUGGUGGAGAAUGGGGUCAGCACAACAGGCCGAUUCUCCUUCAGGAUGUUCACCUUCCAUGCAAACUCCUCCAGGGUUUACCUGCACUGCAGCAUCCACCUGUGCUUGAUGGCAAACAAUGACUGCACAGCUCACUGUUACCCAGGUUACCAUCAGAGGCAUCGUCGUUCUGUUGACUUCCAUGACAGCGCCUCCAUCUCACUGGGGCCUCUGGUUUUGGUCAAUGGCAAUGAAGAGGGGAGAAACGUGUUUGUCCCGCCACCUGUGAGGGUGUCUAAGGCCUCGGGUCUGACGGCAUCUCUGAUGGUCCUGCUCCUGUCUGUUCUCCCUGUCAAGGCUCUGCUCAUCUAACACACAACAAAACAGCGCAGCUACCCCACAGCUACACAACUUAACACAACACACAGCACAGCUACACAACUUAACACACAACACAGCUACACAACUUAACCCAACACACAGUACAGUUACAUUACAGUUACACAACACAGCACAACACAUACACUGUAGCACAGUUACACAACACCUACACACAAUGCAACACAACAUACAGCACAGUUGCACAACAGCUACACAACACAACACACAGCACAGCUACACAACUACCUGGCCUGACACACACACUGGUUCACAUCAUGUCCCUUUGUGUCUAUUGAAAAUAUGUUGUUUCAUUCAACAGUGAUCUUAGGGAGACAAGUAUGCACAUUGCACAAUUGCAUUCGGUGUCUUUGCAACACUCAGUGAACAGUAGGCCUAACCAUAGUAAUAGGAAUAGGCGAAGGGCAUACUGUAUGGACCAACAGAAAAGUCAGUCUGGUUAUCUAAUUAAACUACACACACUGUGUUGUAAAAUUUCUACAGGGUUUUCCAACACAUUUUUUUACAGGAAAGUUCCUUUCAACAUUUUAAGAUGUACAAAUACUGUGAUGUAUGGGCUUAUAUGGAGUGUUCUAGAACCCUGGGUUUUUUUCAGGAUAGCUUUGAUUUGUUCUUGGUCAUUAUAAGGGCCAUCUAUAUUGUAUACUACAUAUCUAUGCUAUCCAAAUAUGACAUGUAUGUGUAUCACUUAUAUGAUGUAAUAAAAUGUACAUAUUAGGGCCGGGACUUUAGCGCGUUAAUUACGAUUAAUUAAUUACACAAACAUUAAUGCGUUAAAAAAAAUUGACGCAUUUUAAUCGUAUGCCUAUUUAUUUUUGCACCGCGGAACGUUUCUCACUGGAUGAGUUUCAGACGGACCGAUUAUACUGGAGCACCAAGUAACGCGCAUGAGUUCGGUUCAGACAAAACAAACCACAGUGGCACAGUGAACAUGAACAAAGAAGCUGAUGUGACCGCGUUGGUUUGCCCUGUGGAUGGGAAAUGUUGUUACAAAAAACGAACGGAUGGAAGCGUAGAUAAGAGCAUGGUUGUGUGCAACCUAUGCAACAAGGACGUAUCACCGCAGGUAUCACCUCAGUGCAAAACAUAAAGCAGCUAGCUGCUAGCGUGGACAAAGUAUUGUGAUAGGCCUACUCCAGACACUUGAGGGAAACCUCUGAGCUUUAUUUAUUAAACAAAUAGCAACCGAGUUGCUGUUACAGCCACAACUCACGCUUAUAACAGUAAUCCACCGCACCUAAUUCCAUGUCCAACUUUCAUAGACCUAAAAGAAACUUCACACUCAGAACCGCAUACAAGCACACACGCACACACUUAAACUCCGCCCCCCAGUUCCCCUUAAAGCGACACAACAAUUUCAUGAACUCAACUCAAGGUAACAGGUGACACAAUUAACAGGAUAUCACAGUAUUAUAGUUUACAGAAGGUCUACCUAUCUAUAGGCUACAUGAAUUUCUGAAAAUGUACUAUUUCUAAAUAUGGUAUUGCUACACUUUAUGGCAAAAAUUGCACUGGUCUGUUGGACUUAUUAAUAAACAAUAUUUUUGUUGCUUAAGCUUAGGCCUAUGUAUUCAGUCAUUAUCCAAUGGUAGGCUAUACUAAAAAUCCAUGUGAAAAAAAAUACUUCUCACUGUUCUCAGGUCAUAUAUUUAUAUACAAUUAAAAUGCGAUUAAUUUCGAUUAAUUAAUUACAAAGCCUCUAAUUAAUUAGAUUAAUUUUUUUAAUCGAGUCCCAGCCCUAGUACAUAUGUCUUAUAUUAACCUAUAAAUAAAGGGAAAAAUGUGUAAAUGUAUGGUCCUACUCCUGUUCCAUAUCCAUAUUUACGUGUCUUAUCACUGUCAGAGCACACAGUCUCGGUACAGGGAGGUAAAGUUUAAAAUAAGACAGACAAAUGGGAUAUUACACCCAGAUAAAAGAUCCAAGGUUACAGUGGCGGCGCUAGAGAUUUGUUUCUGCCGGUGCUAUGCGGGAGCUUGGCUCGCUGAGGGUGCUAUGAUUCGACGGGCAACUGAAAAGAGUCACAGGCACAGAAGAUUAGAAAACUUAACUGAACAGGAGCGGGAAGGGGACUCAGGAGGAGACCAGGAAGGCAUAGGAGCAGGCAUGGGGAAAUGAAGGAGAGGGAGGCCAGGAGUCAGGCUGAGCAGAGAACACUUCAAGGAAGUCAUCACAGAUGAGGCCAGACAAAGACAGAGGAGACAGGGGUUUACAUAGGGAGUGAGUCAGAGGUGCAGGUCAUCAGUCUAUUGGGGGAUGUAAAUGGAAGAUAGGAGCAGGAGAGGUAGGAGAGAGGUAGGAGUUUUGUGGCUGGGGGAGAAGUUGGAGUGACUGUGAAAACCACAAUGUGUUCACCACAGAAAGCAUGUCAGGAGAAAUAUUUCUUGUCAUACUAUUUAGAGGAGAUUGCCUGGAAUCUGGUAAUAUCAAUAGACCCCAGAAAUUUGAGAUGGCUAAUUGUAUAAUUCUUUUGGAAUUAUGGGAUUGUGUUCAGUGUGUAAAGACCUUCACUGAAACCAACACAUUCACAUUAAGGUCCCAAGGUUUUACUCAGAUUAAAAUACACUGAUAUCCCCAAAAAGCCUUACUUAAACCAACAGACACUGCUCUCCCCACAACACCUUACUCAGUCAAAAACACACUGAUGUCCCCACAAAACCUUACUCAGUCAAAAACACACUGAUGUCCCCACAAAGGCUUAUUCAGUGAAAAACACACUGAUGUCCCCACAAACCUUAUUCAGUCAGAAACACACUGAUGUCCCCACAAAGGCUUAUUCAGUCUAAUACACACUGAUGUCCCCAACAAAACCUUAUUCAGAUGAAAAUACACUGAUGUCCCCACAAAGCCUUAUUCAGAUGAAAAUACACAGAUGUCCCCACAAAACCUUAUUCAGUCUAACACACACUGAAGUCUCCAUUGAUUCACACUGGAAAGUUGGUGUGUUACCUUGGAGACAGGAGGCUGCUUCCUCAAGUUAGGGAAAUAGUCAUAUUUUGUUUUGGUCUUAGCCUACUCCAUCUUAUCAACUCAGUGAUCAGUGGUGUGAUCGGUGGUGCUUCUCUGAGCCCAGUCUGUGUGAGAAAGGGAAGUUCAGGGCAGUUUUGAUACGUCAUAGAGGUCAGAACAGAAAACAGAAAUUGUCUGCUCAGUGUACCUCCACUGAAUAUAUGGGUGAUUGCUUCGCCAGUAGUGUGUGUAAUAAAAUUUUUCUACCUUUG